AUGGCCGACGUGGAUGACAAGGAAAAGGCUGAGAAGCUUGCCGCAGCAAAGAAGCGUUUCGAGGAGUUGAAGAAGAAGCAGAAGGGAAAGAAGGGUGGAAAGAAGAAGGCAGACAAGGCCGAUGCCACAGAAGAGAAGGACGAUGCGACAGCAGAAGCACCAGCAGACGGCGAAGCACCUGAGGCCGAGGAAAAGACGGAAGAGGCGCCUGAGGAAUCUGCAGUCCCAGACGAGACUCCUGCCGAACGACCAACAACCGAGCGCAAACCCUCCCAGUCCGAGCAGUCACGACAGCGAUCAGCCUCGUUUAGACAAAACUCUGGCCUCACAUCUCCGAGCUUGUCCAAAUCGCCUGCCCUCCCAUCCAUCAGUGCCGAAGACGAAGUUCAAGACAUCUAUCGCAAGCAAGCAUCACGAAUCGAGGAGCUGGAGAAGGAGAACAAGACCCUUCAGGAGACGCAGUCAAAAUUGCAGAAGGUUGAGGAUGAGCUGGAGCAGUUGAGAGAGAGCAGCGGCGAUGUUGCCGAACUCAAGUCUAAGGCUGCCCUGGCCGACAAGCGACACGAAGAGAUCGAGAAGCUGACCUCCGAGUUGACAUCGGUACAGCGACAGCUCUCUCAGGCUCAGCAACAGGUAGCCGACAAGCGACGCAAAUCCAAUGCAAGUCCCUCGCGCGAGAUUCAGGCACAAUUGGCAUCCAAGACAUCAACCAUCGAGUCGCUGGAGCUGGAGUUGUCCAACCUUCGAAACCAAUACAACAUGUCGCAGUCGUCUGUGACCGCCCACGAGGCCACCAUCAAGGAACUUGAGCAGCGCGCCACUAGAGCCGAGCAGGCUGCUGAAGCAGCACAGAAAGAGAUUGAGACAUUGAAGGAAACGAUCAACAAGCCAGUCGAGACAGAAAAGAACGAUGCUGAAGAUCCUGCUGCACUACAAGCAAAGAUCACAACUCUGGAAUCUGAUCUACGCACCGCUCAAUCGUCUGCCGACGCAGCGACCAGCCGCGCCAGCUCCCUGGAACAGAAGAUUGAGACCCUGACAAAACUCCACAAGGAUCAAACCAGCAGUCACGACUCCCAGAUCAAAGACUUGACUUCCAAGCUUGCAUCGCUGAAAACAUCCCAAACGCCUGCCGCAAACGAUACAGACUCCCUCACGGACGAUGCUGACGACCUCGAGCGCGAACAAUUGCACCAACGCAUUCGCGACCUUGAAGCUGAAAACACCGAUCUGCGCCGUGGCGUGUGGCGCGAGCAAAGGGCUGCCAUGCAACCUGAUAUCAACGACGCAUCACCAGGCUAUGAAGACGUCGAUCUCAGCAACCCAUACGCUGCCCCCUCAUCCACACAUCGCCCACACGCCCGCACAGGCAGCAGCUUCCAGGAUGUGCUACAAAGCGGUAUCAGUGCUUUCACCGGUGGCCAAAGGAAACAAUCGUUGGGUCUGCUGAGCGAGGAAGACUUUGACGAAGACUCUUUCCGUGUUGCUCAAGAAGAGGAGGGUAAGAAGAGAAUCGAAAGAAUCAGAGAAGUCAAGCGCGGAUUGGAAGGUUGGAGAGGUUGGCGUGUAGAUCUUGUGGAUCUAAGAGCAGGUGGUCUAGGUGGUGGUGCAGCCACUGGUCCCAUGUUUGAAGUAUAA
Aureobasidium melanogenum CBS 110374 is the source of this 1638-nucleotide messenger RNA. RefSeq lists its product as uncharacterized. Bases 1 to 1638 code for a protein of 545 amino acids. The record is from RefSeq and is a predicted model, not a curated record. NCBI's taxonomy places the organism in Eukaryota, Fungi, Ascomycota, Dothideomycetes, Dothideales, Saccotheciaceae. The transcript is spliced from 4 exons.